AUGUCCAAGCAAUUAACUUUAUCCGGAAUCAGCUUUAAGCCGAAGCCAUAUUUCAAAAAUGCUUCCACACUUUAUGAGAAAUUUAUCAAUAAGAACUGGAGUAAGAGACACUAUUGCUUUAAAACAAAGCAAGAAUUUAUAAAAAAUGCCCUUCAUGAAUGGGACAAAAUUAGGCACAAUGAAAAUGCAGUGAACGAGUAUCUUGCUCAAAGUGAAUCAACCAAGAAUACGUCCAAACCAUUUUUUCAAAAACUCUCAUGCAAAGCUGAUUCGCAACAUAAAGAAGAUACAAUUUUACCCAGCAUACACCAUCCAGUGAAGAAAAAAUCAGAAAGUACAGAUUUAUUAGAGAAUGCACCAACGAACAUCGAAUCUCGGGAGAAUUAUUUAAAAUCUCAUGAAUUAAAGAUGGUAAAGAAAUUCCUAGACGAAAUUGGCUCACAAUCGUCAGAAUUCCUUGCACCAGAUGUACUUGCUGAUGAGUCAUUUAUGAAGUUUUUGACGUCGUUGAUGUAUUCUUGGAACACUUUCUUCACCCUUAGAUCAAGUUACAAAGACAUGGGAAAGUACAUCAGGAAGUCUGCAUUAAAUUUCAUGCUGGAAGCCAUUGAGGUCGGUGUACAAAAUUUUAAGGCUGACAUCAAGACAGUUGUCGAUAUCAAAUGUCUAUCAGGGAUGAGUGCAACUUUGCUGAGUCAAAGCUAUCUUAAAAGAGCCGAAGCACUGAAAAACAUUAUUUUAUCUGGUUCAAAACUUAACAUGCUAAUCUCAGACAAAAGUUUAUUGAAUUCACUGACACGCAGGAUAAAACAGCAAGAACAAAAUAAAAACUCUUUCACAAUGCUUACCACCAGAUUACCCAGUGAGCUGGUGUCUUGCUUUUGUGUUAACAGUUCUACUUUAUCUUGGGAUGAAGUUUUUGCGAAGUUUGUCGAAGAUGAAAACUCUCGAACUGAGAAAACACUGCAAGGGUCUACACGGGAUCAAAUAACUAUCGCCACUUAUUUGUCAGAAAAUUUAGUAGUCUCGUCCGAAGAGCUUGGGUUGAAAAGUGAAGCUGAAAAACUACAAGUACUUCAAAGGAUGCCUGUCAUUCACGAACUUGCAUUCACUCCUGAUUUGUUUGAUAAUUCAUAAAUUUGGACAAGACGGUUGAUUCCAAAGAAGAUGAAAAAGAAGAUGGAAAAGGCGAUGAUAAAAGAGCAGAGUCAAACAAUCGAGAAAACAAAGAAAAGACAUGCGAGUAUAGAGAACAACCAUCACUAGUCACGAAGUUUCCAGACAUCAUCGACAAAACAACGGAAUUUAUUAAACAGCAUGGUUUUGCUGCACAACACCGCAGGCGUACGUCAACUGGUUACUCGUCUGGUGUAACAAUAGCACAAAUUCGCGAACACCUCAUGAAAGAGAUUCCUGGACUGAAGGAGCAUGGUAUAUCAUCAUCUACUAUCCGACGGCUUUUCAAAGCCCCCUUUAGGUCAAGAGUGUCUAGUGCAAGGUAUAAAAAUUAUAUUAACGUAAGAGUAGGAACAAAAUCGAACUCCUAUCGUGAACAUCACCCCGACGCACAUUACUUGUUUGCUCGGAACAAAGCAAGGCGAGAGUUUGCAACACUGUUCAGUGACCAUGUUACCAUGAUCAGUACAGAUGACAUGGCAAAAAUAAAAGUCGGUGCACCUGCUGUAUCUCGUUAUCAUCAAAUACAACGUUUUUUUCCAACGGGUGACUCACCAAAUUACAGUGACCACGAUUUUCCUGUUCCAAACUACUUACUUUCUGUGUCUGGAUACAUGGUAUUGCAAGAGACAGAGGUUGAAAACAAUGAUGAUGUAUCAGAAACUGCUCAAAAUUUUUCCAAUGCGUCUACAUAUGAUUAUACUCCGGGUACUACCGUAUUAACCCAAACUGAAAAUUCGGUGUUAGAAAAGUUUAACAUUUUCAUGGACGAAUCUGUAAAUGACCUAUAUGAAAUCAUCAUUUCUCAAGCAAGGACUCAACUGAAUGUUAAAACGACAAAGGAAGAAAUUCUGGAUGUUUUAAAGGAAGAAAAAGGCAUUCAAGUUGAAUAUCCAGAUAGUCGUGCUCUACUUGAAGCAAUCGUUUUUGGAAUAUCGUCGUUAUUUCAAACACGCAUGGUUUUAAUAAAUGUCACCGAUAAUACCUCUGUUGAUAUAGUAAGUGAUAACUGCAAUAAUGAAGAAGCACCAAUUUAUAUUUGCAUGAAAAAUGAGCCUUUGGCUUUCACCUUACCAGUGUUUUGCAAGGAAUCUGUUCAGAAAUUUGAAAGCCUUCCAAUUAAUCCAGGAUCUUUAACAUAUGAUAACCUUGGACGCCUUCACUUGAAUACCCCAUAUUCAGGGCCAGCACAUGUCUAUAUCUGCUCAAGCAAAUAUAAUGGAACUGUUGCGUCUCACAUUACAGAUAUUCACGGAAUAAUUUGUGGUGAUGACUAG
Molecule: messenger RNA, 2453 nt
Organism: Paramuricea clavata
Lineage: Eukaryota; Metazoa; Cnidaria; Anthozoa; Malacalcyonacea; Plexauridae
Source: the annotation of a GenBank genome assembly